Sporothrix schenckii 1099-18 is the source of this 342-nucleotide messenger RNA. RefSeq lists its product as uncharacterized. NCBI's taxonomy places the organism in Eukaryota, Fungi, Ascomycota, Sordariomycetes, Ophiostomatales, Ophiostomataceae. The record is from RefSeq and is a predicted model, not a curated record. The transcript has a single exon. Bases 1 to 342 code for a protein of 113 amino acids.
AUGGACAGCGGCAGAGACAAAAGCAACUUUGCGCUCAGGAACAACAACGACAAGAAAAGGCGAGGCAGACCGACGGACACGCAAUGUACAAGACACAUGAAAACACGGAGACGCCAUGAGCUACGAGAGACGACAAGCAAUAGACGAGAUGAGGACGAACAGCCCACGUAUUGCAGCCAAUACGGUCUCACGGUAUACGGAAGCGACGACUACGAAAGCACGGCGGACAAUACAGUUUGGAAGGCAAACGGAGGGCUGUCCCGAAACGGCAGGAACCACAAAAAUGGCACAAGGAAGGCGACCCAGGCAAGAACGUUCGAGCAAGUUACGGACAAAAGGUAG